AAAAUGGGUGUGUGUUUAUUUUGGAUGUGUGUUUGAUUUAUAAUACUAUUGUGAUUUGAAAUAAAGUAUUGUGGACAACGUUAAAAAUUUUUCUUUUGCAUUUGAUAUCAAAGAAAGGUUGAAUUAAACAAGUAUUCUUGUCUUUUAAUAUUAAAAGAAACAUCAAAAUGGCACAAACUAAUACAUAUGCAAAGAAACAUGAAAACAUUCUUUAUAGCCAAGAGUUUAAGUUAUAUUUUAGUGAAAGCGUUGGAGUAGAUUGGAGAACACUUGGUCGUAGAUUAAAUAUUGAAGACAACUAUUUAGACAUGAUUGAUAAAGAUAAUAAUAAAACUGAGGAUAAAGCUUAUUCUAUGUUCACUACUUGGACGCGAAUGAAUGAUAAUCCAACACUUGAGGAGUUAAAAACAGCUUUAAGAAACAUGAAGAGAAUAGAUUUAAUAAGAAAAAUUGAUGAGUUUACAAAAACUUCGAGUUCACCAGAAAGUUCUACCAGAACUUCUUCUAAGAAAGAUACAUCAGAGGUGUGCACAGCACUGAAAAAAUAUUAUCGUGAAAAUUAUAGAAAAAUAAAUGAAAUUCAACCACCAUUAAAAGUACCUGCUAGUAUUGAUCUAAUGAAUAACUUUGUUGAUCUAUGUAUCGUUGAUGCAGUUAAUACUCAAAUGGAUGCUGUUUUUAAUUUUGAGCGAAAAAAAUUUCUUGAAAAGCAAAUGAACUAUACACCUAUUUCAUAUAGUGAAAUUUUUAUGAAAGAAAAAUCUGUAAUAUUAAUAUCUGGAAUAGCUGGUAUAGGAAAAACAUGGUUGCUUCGAAAAUGUUUGCUUGAUUAGUCAAACAGUUUAAUUUGGAAAAAUGUUGAACUUGUGUUUUAUUUGGAAUGCAGAAAUCUUAAUCAAUAUCAAAAUAUUUCUAAUAUUAAUGAAUUACUAAAUGUUUUCUACAAAGGUAUUAUAAAUGAUUAUGAUAUUAGUACUCAUUCUACGCUGUUUAUAAUUGAUGGAUUAGAUGAGUUUAAAUAUUUACAUGAACUAAUAAAUUGCAGUGCGAGUAGUAACUAUCCAAUUGUUAAUGUUUUAACAGAAAUUCAAAAAUAUAAAUAUGUAGUUGCUGGUAGAGUUUAUGCAAUUGAUCAGUAUCAAAGUAUAUCUACAGAGGAUUGUGAUAAGAUAAACAUUCAAAUUAUGGGAUUUAAUGAAGAUGGAAUAAAUAAUUAUAUAGAAAAUAAUGUUUUAGA
This is a messenger RNA of Hydra vulgaris (swiftwater hydra), 1237 nucleotides long. RefSeq lists its product as uncharacterized. NCBI's taxonomy places the organism in Eukaryota, Metazoa, Cnidaria, Hydrozoa, Anthoathecata, Hydridae. Gene Ontology annotation, molecular function: protein binding. Gene Ontology annotation, biological process: signal transduction. The record is from RefSeq and is a predicted model, not a curated record.